This is a messenger RNA of Planococcus citri (citrus mealybug), 3410 nucleotides long. RefSeq names its product WD repeat, SAM and U-box domain-containing protein 1-like. Lineage: Eukaryota; Metazoa; Arthropoda; Insecta; Hemiptera; Pseudococcidae. The record is from RefSeq and is a predicted model, not a curated record. Gene Ontology annotation, biological process: protein ubiquitination. The transcript has 18 exons. The coding region runs from base 433 to 2850 and encodes 805 amino acids. Gene Ontology annotation, molecular function: protein binding; ubiquitin-protein transferase activity.
GUUCAUUUUUUACUGCUUGACAGAUUUUUCAACAAAGCACGAACGUAUACGAACAUAAAUAUCAGAUAAUAGGCCUGUAUAUGAUGGAAAGUACCUGUUGAAUAAAGCCAGCUUAUUCGUGCGAAAGUGGAAUUUUUUCUAAAGUAAAUUACGAUGGGGUGUUUUUGAUUUAUUGAAUUCUAGCUCGAGUGUUCUUCGUGUGCGUACAGAAAAUCAAAGAAGUGUAAUAAAUAACGUUGUGCUGGUAUCCUGAAAUUAUUUUGACAGAGCGGACGGAUUUGUGUUUGGAUUUUGAAAGGGUGAAUUUGCGAGCAAUUUCAUUUCAUCGUAUUACAACGCGUUAAUAUUUAAUGAAUAAAUUUACCUACGAUUGAAAUGAAAAUCGACGUUCAUCUAGAUGAAGCAUUGUGUCCCUAGAGUGUAAACUGAAUUAUGCCUAAGCAAAGCAUCGAAAAAGUAUCCAUACUCCAGACUCUGAAUUUUCAUUCGAGUGAUGUGACGUCUUGUCAUUUUGAUGAACAUUUCCGCCUUGUUUCCGGCUCCAGCGAUAAAAAAGUCGUCGUUUGCGAAUGGAAGCCAGAGCAAGGAUACGUCGAAGUUUCCUAUUCUCCUAUAACCGAAUAUAAAUACGGUGUGACUAAAGUCGAAUUCAUUCCUGAAGAAAAUGAACUCAUAACUUCGUCGUUAGAUGGAAGUAUUUCCAUAUUUAAUUGCGAAGAUGGAGAAUUAUUGCAUAUUUUGAUGCAUGUUAAUCUGGCCAGCGUACGUACGUUUUGCUACAUUAGUGAAAAUAAACAUUUACUUUCGGCCGGAGAAGAUGGAUCGAUUUGUGUUUGGAAUCUUACCAGAAAAACUCUCAAAAAAUCUGCUCAAAUACACGACGAAACCAUAUCAACAGCUUGUAUAUCAGCUGAUUCUAAAAUUGUGUUAACCGGCGAUUCGACUGGAUUCGUUAAACUUUGGCAUGUGUCGAAGUUCUUAGAAAGUGAAAAUUCCAACGAAUCUUUAACUCCAGAUCAAUGCAUUUGUGAUUGUCAUGAUUUAGGUAUUAAUCAUGCUGAUUUUUCUCCAUCGAUGAACAUAUCAGAUAAAGGCAAAGAAUACAAAGUAGUUACCGGAGGAAACGAUAAUUUAGUUAAAAUUUGGAACAUAACGUUUAAAAAAUACAACGAAACGUUGGGACGAUGCGAUUACGAGUUACUUUUCAGCAUCGUUGGGCACGCUUCUGCUGUUACCUUCGUCAAAUUUGACUUCGCCGGUAACAUGGUGGCUUCUACGUCGUUGGAUAAAACAACUCGUUUAUGGACGUUCGAAGAUGGAAAUUACCAAUGUUUACAAGUUCUAAAAGGACAUAAACGUUACGUUACCACUUGUUGUUUUUCGUCCGAUGGAUCUCUGUUGGCUACAGGAUCAAAUGAUAAAACUGUGAUUGUUUGGGAUCUCACUGGAGAACGGUCUAUGAAGACACAUCUCCGAAAAAAAGAGCAUUUAUACAUCAACCAGCCUAGCAGUCCAUUUAAGCAGAAAAAUGUCUCGAGAAUAUACCAAAAAAUCGAAAAUUUGGGAAACGCUGUGAAUUCUUGCGCUUUUUCGAAAGACGAUUUCCUAGCUUCUGGAGGAACUGAUAAACUCGUUCGGCUAUGGCAUCGUUCUUCCAACAGCAACAAUAAAUUCGUCGAAUUUGCGGUUUCUCCUUUAAACUUUCAUCAGUACGCUGUAAAUCAAGUAGACUUCAGCCUAUGUGGAACAUUGCUAGCUUCUUGCUCCGUCGAUGGAACUACUGUUCUGUGGAACAUCACCGAAUAUUCUCAAAUUGGAGCUGUUCAUAAUGUCGAAGGAGGCGUCAAAUGUUGUAAAUUCUCACCAGAUUCUCGUCUAUUAGCCACCGCUGGAGAUAACGAAGUAGUUUGCAUUUGGGGAGUGAAAGAUUUGCAGUUGAAAGCAAAUUUAACCGGCCAUACAGAUGCUGUAUCGUGUUUAGCAUUUUCAAAAGAUUCGAAAUACCUCGCUUCAGGGUGUUCGGGUGGUAAUUUAAGAUUAUGGUGUGUAACCCCGUGUACUACUAUUUGUCUGCUGUGCGAAGAUAACGUACACGAUUUAGGUUUCACCAGUAUGGAUUUCUGUCUGGCUGAUGAUCCUGAAAACGAGCAAAAAGAUCAAUAUUUACUGGUCACCGGAGGCAAUGACUCGUUAGUGAAGAUAUGGCAAAUCACUAUCGUUGAUGAACUUACAGCCAAAGCGAGCCAAAUUCAAGUAAUGAACGGACAUGGUGGUGAUAUAACUUGCGUUCGUUUUUCUCCAUCGUCGAGUCAUAUCGUAGCCUCUUCAGCGACCGAUAAAACUGCUCGAAUUUGGGAUUUGAGUGCGGGUGCUUGUUUACAAGUACUGGAUUCGAAAGAAUCUAUGUUGACGUGUUGUGCAUUUACCUUCGAUGGAAAUUUCAUCGCCACCGGUACUCUCGAUAAAACUAUCAUCGUAUGGGAUUUACGAAAGAAUACCGAUGAAUUUGAAACAUUCGCGAUGAACAGGUUGACUGCCAAACGUGAUUGUGUUGUCACUAAUGAAUUAGCUGAAAUUAAUCCUCACCUUAAUGAUCUCUCAUUAAACGCACUAGAUGAUUCAAACGAUACACCGCAUGAAUUUUUUUGCCCUAUCACACAUCAAAUUAUGGAAGAUCCAGUCAUUUGCGCAGAUGGAUACGCUUACGAAAGAUCAGCUAUAGAAUCGUGGUUCCAGUCAGGGAAAUUGACUAGUCCGAUGACUAACCAGUUACUGCCUUCAAUUAAAGUGAAACCAGAUAUUGCCUUGAAAGAGAAAAUCGUCGGUUAUUUAUCAUCGAGUUUGAGUUAGAUACUGGCUGACAUUUUGCUUUAAAUACUAUCGUACCAAAUAAUACUUUAUGAAUACUACAUAUUUUUACCAUUUUAUUCGUUGAGUUGUUUUAUGUACUAUUCAUUUUUAUAGAUUUGAUUUUAAGACAGUUUAUUAUUAUGAAUUUUUUCCCCUUCUCAAUUUCACCAACGUAUGUAUUACGAAUAGUUAAUUAUAACAUAUAGUCAACUUACACGUAUUUCUGCUCACUUUAGAGUACAUUUUUCACCACCGACUGUUUAAAGAGCUUAUUUGAAUUUUUAUUCGUGUAAUUAACUUAUGUAUUAUCGGACAUACCGUCUAGUUCAUUAUGUUGGUAAAAAAGAAAAUAUCAAAAAAAAAAUCAACGUUCAUUUUGAAAUAUUUAAUAAAAACGUUACAAAAUGAUGCAAUGUAUUUAUUCGUUAAUUCAUUUUUUUUAUACACAUACUAAGCUAAAAUUUAAAACUCGCAUGAAAAUCUGGUCGUUUCUAACAUUCAAACAUCACUAAACUGUUGGUAUUAGAAAAAAAAAACAGUUUUAGACUAGUCACGUAUUA